Dentiscutata erythropus is the source of this 711-nucleotide messenger RNA. The record is from the annotation of a GenBank genome assembly. NCBI's taxonomy places the organism in Eukaryota, Fungi, Glomeromycota, Glomeromycetes, Diversisporales, Gigasporaceae.
AUGCCACACAAACGUAAAAGUUCAUCAACUCCACCACAUAUUGCAAAUCUUCCUCAAUAUGCACAUUUAUCACCCAACGAUCUCCCAGAUGAAGAAGCAGUUAAAAAAAGAAGAUUAGAUACCAAAUGCAAACUGUUACUAAAUGUUCCAUCAUCUACUACUACAUCUGCAAUAUCAACUUCAACAACAUUUUUGGCAACAACCUCAGCAACAACUUUAGCAACAACUUUAGCAACAACCUCAGCAACAACCUUAGCAACAACCUCAGCAACAACCUUAGCAACAACCUUAGCAACAACCUCAGCAACAAUCUCAACAGCCUUAGCAACAGCCUCAGCAACAACCUCAGCAACAACCUUAGCAGCAACCCUAGUAACAGCAAGUUUGGAAUCAGUAUCAGCAUCAGCAGCAAAUUCAACUCAACAAGCAACACAAUCUCAAAAUAUUUGGAAAUCUAAAACAUUAGGAUUUUGUUGUAAAAAUAGCAAGAUUCAAUUAGCAUUGCUUGAACCUCCUCCACCAGCUAUUUUACAGUUAUUAACUAAAUUAGAUAUUAAUACUGGUAAGAGAUAUGUUCAAAAAAUACGAUCUUAUAAUUUUGCAUUUGCUUUUACAUUUUUGGGUGUAAAUCAAAAUACAAGUAUUUUAGAACCUGAUAAACCUUGGGUUUUUAAAAUUUCUGGAGCUUUAUAUCAUAAUAUAGCUCUUUAA